AUGGGUUUCAUAAUCGAUUCCUUUUGUUAUUUCUGGCAGGAACAAACUAGGAUGUCGCUGAAAGCUGUCUUUGUGACUUUACUGGCCUUUUGUCUGCUGGGAAUAUUCAUCAAUUACUUUGCAACCAUCAGUUCAGUGAGCCUCUGGCUUGUGGACCGUUCACACAUUGAACUCAACAUGUUGAAAUUAUUUCUUCCAUCCAACGACGGCAACGCUACAGAAAAAGAAUCAACAGUGAAUCGUGAAAACAGUGAAUCAGUUGUUAGUUCUGUGAAGAAAAAUUCCACAAUUUCAAAAUUUAACAGCACCUUUAAAAGUGACACCCCAGAAGUAUUUCCCUCUACAACAACGAUGACCUUUAACACCUCCCUAGUUGUACAGUGCAAGGAGUCGCCAUUCAUAGAAUGUGUUCCUCAAACAAUAACGCCUUUAUCAAAGAAGGUGUUUAACAUUGUUUAUUUCAAACCCCCAGACUGGGAGUCGCCCCAGAAUUACAAGCUAAAUUAUUGUCAUAUAAACACAAACCAGUGUAGGAUAUCAGGUGGACCAGUCACAUCUGAGACAGACGUGGUAAUCAUUUAUGGAGCACAUCUCCGUGAUAACAUCAAGCCUCCGAAGAGAUGGCCAAACCAGACCUACAUCCUUAGCAAUUGGGAACCACCGAUGCAUGUACACUCGGAUUUUUUAAAAAAUGAAAACUCUCCUUGGAAUGCUCACAUUAACCUCAUCAUGACCUACCGACUGGACGCUGACGUCUUCAUUCCAUAUUCUCAUCUUAAAUUUCGACCGAAACCUUUGGAACAGAGACCGGAUUACUAUAAGAUCGCACAGAACAAGACCAAGACGGCGAUGUGGAUCGUUAGUAAAUGUUCGACACCAAACAAGAGAUGGGAGUACGUCAAGGAGAUGCAGGUAAAUCAAAAGUAUAUUGACGUAGAUAUCGGUGGAGCUUGCGGACACCCCUGCAGCAGAUCGCACUUGAACUGCGACAACUGGGCCACCGAAUAUAAAUUCUACCUCUCCUUCGAGAACUCUCACUGCAAGGAUUACGUCACUGAGAAGUUCUUCAAGUUAUUUGAGCAAAAUGUUCAUGUGAUUCCUGUUGUAAGAGGCAGUGCUGAUUACAACAAAUACUUCCCUGAGUUUACCUUCAUCAACACUGCUGACUUUAAGACGGCGAAAGAUUUGGCUCUUCAUUUAAAACAUUUGGCCUCUGAUCUACAGACGUACAGCAAGUACUUAGAAUAUAUAGACCUUUACUUAAAAUCUCCAAAUAUCGAUCACUUGUGUGGGAUUUGCUCGUUUGUGCAAACUCAUGAGUUACCCGCUUCGAAAGCGUACAAUUUGAGAAGAUGGAUUAAUGACAACCAUUGUUACAAUCCUACAGAUAUCUAA
Messenger RNA from Candidula unifasciata, 1395 nucleotides. NCBI's taxonomy places the organism in Eukaryota, Metazoa, Mollusca, Gastropoda, Stylommatophora, Geomitridae. The record is from the annotation of a GenBank genome assembly.